Diospyros lotus (date-plum) is the source of this 2044-nucleotide messenger RNA. Its product is annotated as protein ROH1-like. Bases 482 to 1645 code for a protein of 387 amino acids. The transcript is spliced from 2 exons. Lineage: Eukaryota; Viridiplantae; Streptophyta; Magnoliopsida; Ericales; Ebenaceae. Gene Ontology annotation, molecular function: nucleic acid binding. The record is from RefSeq and is a predicted model, not a curated record.
CAUCGGGCAGCAUGGAGGAAACUGCCAACUGUUUCUCUAUUGAUGGAAACAAGACCAAUUCAAGGGUCUAGAUGCAGCUGAAGAGAGGCCCAUCGUGAUUGGCGAUACGUGUUCGCUACGUGUGCGGGCCGUGUUGCAGCCAUAGCCAACCUUCGUUUUCUCCUCGCUCUGCUUGCGGUUGAUGACAACGAACGGACUGGUCUCCUAAUUAUGGGAAAUAUGGGAUUCAAUUUCAGAUGAUAUGCGUUACCCUGUUUUGGGGGACCAAGUUGUUCGGUUUCUUUUUGGAAAAGCUUGCUUUUGUUCUAGGGUUUACAUUUGGACAAUAUUUGGAAUUCCUCUGAAAGUUUCCUUUCCAGCAGUUCUUGGUUGGAAUUGGGCUGUUGUGCUGUAGGGUUUUUAUUUGCGUGUGAAAAUUCGGAGGAUUUCAGAAUUAUAAAUACAUUGCUGGUGUGUGUUUGUUUCUUAGUUGAUUCGAGAAAUGCCAGCGACAGAUUACCAGGGUUCAUCUGCUUUAUUCUCGAGUUUCGGCCGUUCAAUUCUGAGUAUUCAGCGUGAUCAAGUUCAUCCUAUGGAAGGUACGGGCCAAGAGCUCCAGCUCCAGCUCGAGGCCUUCCAGGGACAGGUCGCAAGCCGAUUUCAGGAUUUAUCCGCUGCAGGGUCCGAUGAGCUGCUUUCGGUUUCUUGGAUUGGGAAGCUUCUAGAUGUUUUCCUUGCUUGUUUGGAGGAAUUCAGGAUGCUGUUGUUCAAGAACAAGAAGCACAUGAACAAACCCCCAAUGGAUCGGUUGAUUUCCGAGUUCUUUGAGAGGAAUGUGAAGGCUCUUGAUGUGUGCAAUGCCAUUCGAGACGGGAUUGAGCAGAUGAGGCAAUGGCAGAAGCAGUUGGAGAUCGUGUUGUCCGCGUUGAGCGGGCAGAGGAGCCUGGGGGAAGGGCAGUUUCGAAGAGCCAAGAAGGCUCUGAUUGAUUUGGCAAUUGGGAUGCUUGAUGAGAAGGACUCAAACUCUGCUCUUGCGAAUCGAAACCGGUCUUUUGGGCGCAAUAAUUUGAGCAAGCAUCACCGGUCCCUUGGCCAUUUUCGAUCAUUGUCAUGGAGCGUUUCGCGGUCGUGGUCUGCUGCUAGGCAGCUCCAGGCAAUUGGGAACAACUUGUCCUCCCCUAGAGCCAAUGAAGUCAUGGCCACCAAUGGACUUGCAGUUGCAGUGUUCACCAUGAAUUCUGUGUUGUUGUUUGUGAUGUGGGCACUUGUAGCUGCAAUCCCCUGUCAAGACAGGGGCUUACAAACCCAUUUUUACGUACCAAGGCAAUUCAUCUGGGCCAUUCCAACCCUCUCGCUUCAUGAGAGGAUCUUGGAAGAGUCCAAGAAACGUGACCGAAAAAAUGCUUGUGGGUUGUUGAAGGAGAUUCACCACAUUGAGAUGUGUGCUCAGAGCAUGAAUGAACUGAUCGACUCGGUUCAGUUCCCAUUGGCAGAGGAAAAGGAGAGAGAUGUAAGGAGGAGAGUAGUGGAGCUUCGCCAAGUUUUUGAAGCAGUUAAAGAUGGACUGGAUCCCUUGGAAUCCAAGGUGAGGGAAGUCUUCCACAGAAUCGUUCGUAACCGGACUGAGGGUCUUGACUCGUUUGGAAGGGGGAGCCAUCCCGAGUAAUUUUUGUUCAGACUCAAAAUGUAGAAUUUGCAAAUAUGUUCAUAAUUUGCGUUUUCUUGGGCUUAAAGAGAACGAAAGGUUGAGGCAUUUUGAUGACAGAAUUGAAGGUAUAAGGAGGCAAAGCUCUUGUUUUGUUACAUAGUAAAUUUUGUAUAUGAAUUGGACCUUCACUGUUCAUGGUGUGCUUUGUAAAAUCAAGUUUCUGCUUCUGUGUUUUCAAGUCAUCUGUUUUUGUUUUUUCGGAUCGAGGAUUGUAGUGGGCAUCCAUGUUUUCUUAUUUCCAAGACCAAUUCAUUAUUGUAAUUCUUGUAACAAUUUUGUCUAUGAUGUAACAUGAAGAGAUUGUUCAAUCUCUAUUCUCUCUUUGGAGGAGUAAUAGGUGCCCUGGAUUAGCUUGAA